Oryza brachyantha (malo sina) is the source of this 828-nucleotide messenger RNA. RefSeq lists its product as uncharacterized. The record is from RefSeq and is a predicted model, not a curated record. The coding region runs from base 174 to 641 and encodes 155 amino acids. The transcript has a single exon. Gene Ontology annotation, molecular function: calcium ion binding. NCBI's taxonomy places the organism in Eukaryota, Viridiplantae, Streptophyta, Magnoliopsida, Poales, Poaceae.
CAUCGUUUUGUUUGUUUAUUCGUCCUAAUCUCGCCGUACGAAAAUAUCUCCCUCCCCCCCGUCACUACUACAAAUCUACUAAUCACACUACUCGCAGCAGCAGAUCAGCACCAGCACUCCAACAGCAAACGAGACCCAAAACCAAGCGGAUCAGCAGGCGGCGGCGGAUCAGGAUGAGCGUGGUGAUCCUGGACGGGUCCACGGUGCGGGGCUUCGUGGCGGACGACGACGCCUUCGCCCGCAGCGUCGACGCGCGCUUCGCGGCGCUCGACGCCAACGGGGACGGCGUGCUGUCCCGCGCCGAGCUCCGCCGCGCCCUCGAGUCCUUCCGCCUCCUCGACGGCGCCGGCUUCGGCUGCGCCGAGCCGGCGCCGCUCCCCGCCGAGGUCUCCGCGCUCUACGACUCCGUCUUCGAGCAGUUCGACGCCGAUCACAGCGGCGCCGUCGACCGCGCCGAGUUCCGCGCCGAGAUGCGCCGCAUCAUGCUCGCCGUCGCCGACGGCCUCGGCUCCCAGCCGCUCCAGGUCGCCGUCGACGACGAGGGCGGGAGCUUCCUCCUCGAGGCGGCCGAGCACGAGGCCGCCGCCAUCGCCGCCAAGAUCGAGGCCCACCGCGCCGCCGAGGCCGAGGCCAACAAGUGACGUCACCCUCGCCACAUCGGUUUUUUUUUUAGCGCUCAUCUUGUACAGUACCGUGUGAGUGGCGCAGUGUGUAUGGUGGUGUACGUGUACGCAUCACAGGUAUCAGACAGAGCAAAGCGUAUCAAACUGGAGUACUGCUCCCCUCUACUUGAAUGGUAAUAAAAAGAUUUUCAAUCUCGUGUAAAAA